This is a messenger RNA of Fraxinus pennsylvanica, 1098 nucleotides long. The record is from the annotation of a GenBank genome assembly. Lineage: Eukaryota; Viridiplantae; Streptophyta; Magnoliopsida; Lamiales; Oleaceae.
AUGGCUGAAGCAUACUCAACAAGUCUAUUCAACUCAUUUGAUAGUAAGAAUUUUAUUAUGAAUAUUGUUGUAGAUGAAGGCUAUGGAGUUAAGGGUCUUUCUGAGUUAGGUCUUCAGAAAAUUCCUAAGGAAUAUAUUCACCCUUCUGAAGAACACUUCACUACCAGCACCGUACUAUCUCAGGAGUCCAUACCUAUGAUCGACCUCUCGAAUUGGGACGACCCAAGGGUGGCAGAUAUGGUAUGCAAUGCAGCAGAGAAAUGGGGUUUCUUCCAGAUUGUCAAUCAUAGGAUACCAAUGCAAGUGUUUGAGAAUAUGAAAAAUGCAGUUCAUAAGUUCUUUGAAUUACCAUCUGGGGAGAAGAAGAAGUAUUCGAAAGAAGAAUUGAAGAAGACGAAUAAUGUUCGUUAUGGGACGAGCUUUAACCCUCAAGUGGAGAAGGCACUGGAGUGGAAAGAUUGGCUUAGCCUCUAUUAUGUUUCUGAUGAAGAGGCUGCUGCGUUAUGGCCUUCCAUUUGCAGGGAUGAAGCACUGGAAUACAUGAAGAAGACUGAACUUGUUAUCAAGAAACUGUUGGAGAUGUUAAUGAAAAGAUUGAACAUAACCAGUAUUGAUGAAACCAAUGAAUCCUUAUUAAUGGGUUCGAGGAGGAUUAACCUUAACUACUAUCCCAAAUGUCCAAACCCCGAUCUCACAGUCGGCGUAGGGCGCCACUCAGAUGCUUCAACACUGACCAUUCUCCUACAAGAUGAAAUUGGAGGGCUUUAUGUGAGAAAACUAGACACUGACUUUUGGAUCCAUGUCCCACCAAUUGAUGGAUCUCUCGUGAUCAACGUUGGUGAUGCACUUCAAAUUCUGAGCAACGGUCGAUACAAGAGCGUUGAGCACCGUGUGAUUGCUAAUGGGAAUAAUAAUAGGGUUUCAGUGCCAAUCUUUGUAAGCCCUAAACCUACUGCUGUCAUUGGUCCUCUGCCAGAAGUGUUACGAAGUGGGGAAAAACCAGUGUACAAACAGCUUCUCUAUUCAGAAUAUGCCACUCAUUUUUUCAACAAACCCCAUGAUGGCAAGAGAACUAUUGAAUUUGCAAAAAUACAAUGA